AGCAUCUUUUCGGGCUUUGUUUGGUGGACGUGGAUGAGCUCCAUCACCUCCUCCAGAGAUGUGGACGGACAUACGGACGCUGCUGCUGCUCCAUCUGUUAGUGUCGAAGCUUCGCUUGUGUCAAGCUUCAGCUGACGAGUGUGAGGACGGACAGUUUCAGUGCAGCAACAAAAGGUGUAUACCGACCAUAUGGAGGUGCGACGACGAUGACGACUGUUCGGACAACAGUGAUGAAGAAAACUGCCCCAAGAAAACCUGUGCCCCAGCAGAGUUUGCCUGCUUGAACGGCCAGUGUGUGCCAGGACGUUGGCGCUGCGACGGCGAACCGGAAUGUCCUGAUGGAUCCGACGAGGCGGAGGAGACCUGCAGCAAACAGACGUGCCCUCCGGAGAAAUUUGACUGCGGGGGAUCCAACAACAAGUGUGUCUCAUUGUCGUGGAGAUGUGAUGGCGAGAAGGAUUGUGAGAAUGGGGCGGACGAGGAAGACUGCGCAUCUGAUGCCAAAGCAUGUCCCAGCGGUGAGUUCAUGUGUGCCAAUCGCAAGUGCUUGGCCACCGUCUAUGUGUGCGAUGGCGAUGAUGACUGUGGCGAUGGCAGCGAUGAGCUCAAGUGUUCCUCCCCUCUGUCCUGUGGGCCCAACCACCUCCGCUGUAACACGUCUGAGUGUGUGCCACUCAUGUGGAGCUGCGAUGGAGAUCCUGAUUGCUCCGACAGUUCUGAUGAGGGGCCAGAGCGCUGCGGCGGCAAUGGGGUGCCAUACCUGACCAACCGUAGGACCAACUGCACCGCUGGAGAGUUCCGCUGUGCGAACGGGGAGUGUGUGCGGCUGACGUGGAAGUGUGAUGGAGAUCCUGACUGCAAGGACAAGUCUGAUGAGUCUGAUUGUCCCCUGCUGACAUGUCGGCCUGAUGAGUUCCAGUGUGGUGACGGUUCUUGUAUCCAUGGCACCAAGCAAUGUAACAAAGUCCACGACUGUCCUGACCACAGCGAUGAAUCCGGCUGUGUCAACGCCACCAAAUGUGAGGGACCUCUGAAGUUUCUGUGUAAGAACGGAGAGUGUAUAGACAGCUCCAAGGUGUGCGACUCUGUCAAAGACUGCAAGGACCGCUCAGAUGAACCCAAGAAAGAGUGCGGCCUGAAUGAGUGCAUGAUCAACAACGGCGGCUGCUCGCAUGUCUGCAUGGACCGACCAAUCGGAUUUGAGUGUCAGUGCCCCACUGGAUACCAGCUGCUGGACAAAAAGACUUGUGGCGACAUUGAUGAGUGUGACAACCCUGAUGCUUGCAGCCAGAUCUGCAUCAAUUACAAGGGCGAUUUCAAGUGUGAAUGCUACGAAGGUUAUGAGAUGGACCCUGUAACUAAAACCUGCAAAGCAGAGGGAAAGAGUCCUUACUUACUGUUCACCAACCGGCAUGAGAUACGACGCAUUGACCUGGUGAAACGUGACUACAGUCAGGUGGUUUCCACACAGAAGAAUGCUGUGGCUCUGGACCUGGAUGUCGCCAAUAACCGCGUGUUCUGGUGCGACCGCUUCCACCGGAAAAUCUACAGUGCCUUCAUCCAUGAGGCCAGUGACCCGUCUCAGCAGGUUCCACUUGUGGAUUCAUCACUGCAAACCCCGGUUGGCCUGGCUCUGGACUGGCUCCAACACAAUCUGUACUGGACUGACUCUGGAGACAAAUCUAUCUCAGUGGCCUCAGUGGAUGGCACCAAGAGGCGUGUCCUCAUCGACACUGACCUUAGCGAACCUCGAGCCAUAGCGCUGGAUCCUCAUCAUGGCUUCAUGUACUGGUCAGACUGGGGCACACGGGCUAAGAUCGAGAAGGCCGGCAUGAAUGGAGUGGACCGACGAGUGCUGGUAGCUGAUAACAUUGAGUGGCCCAAUGGAAUCACUCUGGAUGUAGCCAACAGGCGUCUCUACUGGGUGGAUUCUAAGCUGCACCUCAUCGCCAGCGUGGACCUGAAUGGAGCUCACCGCAGAACACACCUGUUGUCUGCAGAGAGGCUGGGACAUCCUUAUGCUCUGGCUGUUUUUGAGGAUCGUAUUUAUUGGACAGACCGAGACAAAGCAGCUGUCUUCAUGGUCAACAGGCUGUCCGGUCAAGACAUCCACUCCCUGGCUGAGAACCUCAAUGACCCCCAUGACAUAGUGGUGUUCCACCGGCUCCGACAGCCACAAGGUCCAGACAGCUGUAACCUGGGCAGCGUGGCCAAUGGAGGGUGUGAGUAUUUGUGUCUUAAGGCUCCACAGAUCACUGAACACUCUCCUAAAUACACCUGUGCCUGCCCUGAUGGACAGGAUCUGGGGCCUGAUAUGAGGGGCUGUGUGCCAGCAGCUCCGAGAGACAUCCUCACACCUGCCACUGCCUUUACACCUGCCAGUGGAGGACGCGUGGCUCACGAUUUCUCACCACCUAUGGGGGGGACAUCACAGGCAGAUUCCUCCCUCUACUUGAACACAGCUGUCUCUGCUGCUCCGGAGCCCGUCAUCACGCUCAAACCUGUGUCUUCACAAGAGUUGGAGGUGCUGGGCUCCCACUCCACCGCCAUCACAAUGGUCAUCGGCACCACACCCGCAGGGGACAGCAGCAUCUCUCAACACUCUGGAAGCGAGCAUUUCCUCCUGGGUGAGAACCUGACAGUGGCAGUUUUAGGAGUGGUCAUCCCCAUCGUUCCUGUCGUUGCCACAGUGGUCUUCGGCCUGGUGUGCGCCGGCGUCUACCUGGUCUGGCGUAACUGGAGGCGCAACUCCACCAAGAGCAUGAACUUUGACAACCCAGUUUACCGCAAGACCACCGGCGAGGGUGAGGAGGAUGAGAUCCACAUCGGACGGACUGACGCCAUCGGACACCACGCCCACCAUCACCCCUAUCCGCAGGGUGUAAGUGUCGGAGUUGUGGGAGCGGGAGGUGGCACGUGCCCGCAGUUCAUAGCACUACCGCUAGGAGGCAGCAUGCCAGACCCAGGAACGCACUGGUACACGGAGCAGCCCAUGCUCACAGCCGCAAAGUGAACCACAAGGGCUCAGCGGCGGCUCAGGCACACACAGCGAGGUUACGGGUGACUUUGUAUUUGCUGAAGGAUGAUGAAACAUGCAACUCUUCACAGCCAUAUUGUGUGUACAGUUACAGCUGGAGUACUUAGACAAAGGUGAUGCUUCAGAAAUGUGUUGCAUACUGUGCAGGAGCAGCAUUCGUGUUGUCGUUGGUGAAUGCUGAGUGAUUUGUGUCUAACGUGGUACGCAACACCAACCAGUAUUGGAUUGUUGAGUCAGGCUGGUUCUUCUUCUGAGUGUGUUUUUUGUUUGUUUGUUUGUUUUCAGUGAGUGAUAAGUGGCAGGGAUUGUAAAACAUCGCAUUUCAUUCUUUAUGUAUAACUGUGGGGCUCUGUGUUGUUCCCGGUGAGCCGUGGAGCUCCGGGGAUACUGUUGGAGACGGAGGUGGUGUGAAACUCGUGCAGCCCAGCAGGCAGUGACAGAACAAUCUGGACAGAUUCUAUCAAAAUCACUCAUAAAUGUUAUUAAAGUUAGAAGCACGUGGAUCCAGAAGCUGCAGCACAUGCAACAAUUAAAUUUUAUAAUGUGGCUGCUGCAAA
Molecule: messenger RNA, 3594 nt
Organism: Thalassophryne amazonica
Lineage: Eukaryota; Metazoa; Chordata; Actinopteri; Batrachoidiformes; Batrachoididae
Product: low-density lipoprotein receptor-related protein 8-like
Exons: 18
Coding region: 59-3013 (984 amino acids)
Molecular function (GO): protein binding; calcium ion binding
Source: RefSeq, a predicted model, not a curated record